ACUGUUUCUAAUUACUUUCCUGCCUAGACUCUCCACUUGAGGGGUUUGGCACCAGCACCCCGCCCAGAGCGGUGCCGCUGCCCAAAUCCUCACAGGCAGCUCAUCAACGCACUUGCAGCUCCGGGUAGAGACCUGGACCCGCGCGCCUGAGUGUCGGUGGGUCUGUCUGCCUGGCCAUCUGCUGGUGGUACCUCUCCCUCCUGCAGCCUCCCACUGUGAGCCCCACCUUGCAGAAGCACAGCUCGCCUCCACAGCCCGGGAGCUCAGCAUGUGUCCUGCAGGCUUUAGGAACUUCUUGCUGCUGGCCUCCUCCCUCCUCUUCUCCGGGCUGUCAGCUGUUCCUCAAAGCUUCUCGCCAUCUCUGAGAAGCGGGCCUGGUGCCCUGUGCAGGCUCUCCCAGGCCGAAUCGGAGCGCCGGUGCCGGGCACCGGGGCAGCCCCCAGGGGGCACUCUGUGCCACGGCCGGGGCCGGUGUGACUGCGGUGUCUGCAUCUGUCACGUGAGCGAGCCGGGUGUGUACUUCGGGCCCUUGUGUGAGUGCCACGAGUGGGUGUGCGAGACCUACGACGGGAGCACCUGUGCAGGCCAUGGUAAGUGUGACUGUGGAAAGUGCAAAUGUGACAAAGGAUGGUCUGGGGACGCUUGCCAGUAUCCAACUAACUGUGACCUGACAAAGAAAAAAAGUAACCAAAUGUGUAAGAAUUCCCAAGAUAUCAUCUGCUCUAAUGCAGGUACAUGUCACUGUGGCAGGUGUAAGUGUGAUAAUUCAGAUGGAAAUGGACUCGUUUAUGGUAAAUUUUGUGAGUGUGAUGAUAGAGAAUGCAUAGAUGAUGAAACGGAAGAAAUAUGUGGAGGCCAUGGAAAGUGUUACUGUGGAAACUGUUACUGCGAGGCUGGUUGGCAUGGAGAUAAAUGUGAAUUCCAGUGUGAUAUCACCCCCUGGGAAAGCAAGCGAAGAUGUACAUCUCCAGAUGGCAAAAUCUGCAGUAACAGAGGGACUUGUGUAUGUGGUGAAUGUUCUUGCCAUGAUGUUGACCCAACUGGAGAUUGGGGAGAUAUUCAUGGAGACACCUGUGAAUGUGAUGAAAGGGACUGUAAAGCUGUCUACGACAGAUAUUCUGAUGACUUCUGUUCAGGUCAUGGGCAGUGUAAUUGUGGAAGAUGUGACUGCAAAUUAGGCUGGUAUGGGGAAAAGUGUGAACACCCACAUUCCUGCCCACUGUCAGCUGAGGAGAGUAUCACAAAAUGCCAAGGAAGUUCUGAUCUGCCAUGCUCUGGAAGGGGUAAAUGUGAAUGUGGCAAGUGCACUUGCUACCCGCCGGGAGAUCCGAGGGUUUAUGGCAAAACGUGCGCGUGUGAUGAUCGCCGCUGCGAAGACCUGGACGGAGUGGUCUGUGGAGGCCAUGGCACAUGUUCCUGUGGUCGAUGCAUUUGUGAGAGAGGAUGGUUCGGAAAGCUCUGCCAACAUCCCAGGAAGUGUAAUAUGACGGAGGAACAAAGCAAGAGUUUGUGUGAAUCAGCAGAUGGCAUAUUGUGCUCAGGAAAGGGUUCUUGUCACUGUGGAAAGUGCAUUUGUUCUGCAGAAGAGUGGUAUAUUUCGGGAGAAUUCUGCGACUGUGAUGACAGAGACUGUGACAAACAUGAUGGGCUGAUCUGCACAGGGAAUGGAAUAUGUAGCUGUGGCAACUGUGAAUGCUGGGAUGGAUGGAAUGGAAACGCAUGUGAAAUCUGGCUUGGCACAGAAUAUCCAUAACAAUUACAUGGAAGAGGACUGAUUCUUAUUUUUCUCAGUAAUUAGAACAUAUAAAAGCAAAGGAAACCAUGUAUAAUCACCACGAGGACAGGUCAAACAGACUGUUGUAUGUUUUUCUAUUUCUGAAUGCCUGAAUGAAAUCUGGGUACCCAUUAAAAAUGAGUUAAGCAAACUCUGAUGUAAAUAACACCAGAAAGAAAUUUCCUUCCAUAAUUUACAUCAGUGGUUCUCAACAGGGGCAACUUUGCCACCCAGAAAACAGUUAGAAAUGUCUACAGACAAUUUUGAUUGUCACACUGGGUGGGGUGGGAGGGUGUUCUACUGGCAUUGAGUGGGUAGAGGCCAGGGAUGCUGCUAAAUAUCCCACAGAGCACAGGGCAGCACCCCACUCCCCUCAAGAGAAAGAAUUAUCUGAUUUUAAAGGUCAAUAGUGCCAGAGUUGAAAAAUGCUGAAUUACACGGUUGUUAGAAAUGCACAUCCCUACACAAGAAAGGCCAUUUUACAAUCUAAGAAAAAGACAUACCUUCAUAUAAAUCCAUCAAUCAUGUUUUUCCAGGUUUUCAUGUCAUUCAACAUUUCAGUAUGGGGAUGAUGAAGACACACACACGUGAAGUAUAAUGUUGGUGUGUGGGGGCAGAGGCCAGAUCACCAUGAAAAAACACUGGUUAUUUUUCAGUCAUCAAGUCAUUUCUCCAGUCUCAUUUUAAACUCACAAAAAGAGAUUCUCUUAAGAUGGAGGAAAAAAUUAUGAAAAAUGUACAAUUUAACAUUUUUAAUAAACACUGACAUAGUUAUUUACACUCUGCGUCAAUAUGUAUUUACCAACUGAUGAUUAACAACAACAACAAAAAAUUGCUUUUCAGGACUACCAAUUUUCUGUUAUAGAACAUUUUUCAAACCGGGCAGGGGUUCAUAUACAAGGUAUCUGAUUCUUCACUAUUUAAAUUACUUGAUGAUAACUCACCUUUAAAAAAGAUAAUAUCUAGUUUGCUGUAUGAUGGGCCUGAAAUAUGCAUUCAUUUCUCUUAAAAGACUCUCUUAUUUCUAAGGAUUUGUUCAUUACUUGCCGGAAAAGUAGGUCAUAAGAAGUCAAGAAGAAAUAUGAUGAUAAAAUGGCACCAAAAUGGUUUCAAAAACUCAGAGGAUAAAAAAAAAAA
Rhinolophus ferrumequinum (greater horseshoe bat) is the source of this 2911-nucleotide messenger RNA. It is a transcript of the gene ITGBL1, whose product is annotated as integrin subunit beta like 1. NCBI's taxonomy places the organism in Eukaryota, Metazoa, Chordata, Mammalia, Chiroptera, Rhinolophidae. Gene Ontology annotation, biological process: cell migration; integrin-mediated signaling pathway; cell adhesion mediated by integrin. The record is from RefSeq and is a predicted model, not a curated record. Gene Ontology annotation, molecular function: integrin binding. Gene Ontology annotation, cellular component: cell surface; focal adhesion; integrin complex. The transcript has 11 exons. Bases 269 to 1753 code for a protein of 494 amino acids.